AUGGAGUGGGUUGGCAUGGUGAUACCAUAGCCGUAUAUUCAUAGCCAGAUAUUCUAAAUGGAGUGGGUUGGCAUGGUGAUACCAUAGCCGUAUAUUCUAAUGGAAUAAUAAUAAUAUGCCAUUUAGCAGACGCUUUUAUCCAAAGCGACUUACAGUCAUGUGCGCAUACAUUUUUACGUAUGGGUGGUCCCGGGGAUCGAACCCACUACCCUGGCGUUACAAGCGCCAUGCUCUACCAAUUGAGCUACAGAGGACCACAUUGAGCUACAGAGGACCACAUUGAGCUACAGAGGACCGUAUAUUCUAAAUGGGGUGGGUUGGCAUGGUGAUACCAUAGCCGUAUAUAUUCUAAAUGGAGUGGGUUGGCAUGGUGAUACCAUAGCCGUAUAUUCUAAAUGGAGUGGGUUGGUAUGGUGAUACCAUAGCCGUAUAUUCUAAAUGGAGUGGGUUGGCAUGGUGGUACCAUAGCCAGAUAUUCUAAAUGGAGUGGGUUGGCAUGGUGAUACCAUAGCCGUAUAUUCUAAAUGGAGUGGGUUGGCAUGGUGAUACCAUAGCGUUCAAGGAGUGGGUUGGCAUGGUGAUACCAUAGCCCUAUUCUAAAUGGAGUGGGUUGGCAUGGUGAUACCAUAGCCCUAUAUUCUAAAUGGAGUGGGUUGGCAUGGUGAUACCAUAGACCGUAUAUUCUAAAUGGAGUGGGUGUUGGCAUGGGUGAUCCAUAGCUUAUUCUAAAUGGAGUGGUUGGCAUGGUGAUACCAUAGCCGUAUAUUCUAAAUGGAGUGGGUUGGCAUGGUGAUCAUAGCCCUAUAUUCAUGGAGUGGCAUGGUGAUACCAUAGCCUAUAUUCUAAUGGAGUGGGUUGGCAUGGUGAUACCAUAGCCCUAUAUUCUAAAUGGAGUGGGUUGGCAUGGUGAUACCAUAGCCCUAAUUCUAAUGGAGUGGGUGGCAUGGUGAUACCAUGUCGUAUUUCUAAAUGGAGUGGGUUGGCAUGGUGAUACAUAGCCGUAUUCUAAGGAGUGGAUGCAUGUCAUGCGUUAUUCUAAAUGGAGUGGGUUGGCAUGGUGAUACCAUAGCCGUAUAUUCUAAAUGGAGUGGGUUGGCAUGGUGAUACCAUAGCCCUAUAUUCUAAAUGGAGUGGGUUGGCAUGGUGAUACCAUAGCCGUAUAUUCUAAAUGGAGUGGGUUGGCAUGGUGAUACCAUAGCCCUAUAUUCUAAAUGGGGUGGGUUGGCAUGGUGAUAGGUAAAUCAAUCUGCCUAUGUUAGGCUGUGUAUGUUCUUUUGUCUCGACUGAAUUUAGAAACUAUAUAUUCAAUAAAUAAGUAUGCCAAAUCGGUUGAGAAGUCCAAUCUUUUGCUCAUGCUCUGUUGGCAGUACAGUAGAACUCAUGAAUGUAGAGUACAGUAGACUGACUCCUAAAUGGUUGUAGCUCACAGACUAGUUAAUCUUGGUUGGCACCCAGAUCUAAAUCUCACACUUUUUAAAAUUGUUUUUGGGUGGAGUUUUCCUUUAACUAUAUUUUGGUACACUAUUUGUUUCAUUAGUCCAUUGUUGACAUAGUCCCAAAAUGUUUUGUCAUACGGGAUGAUUUCUGUAUUUUGAAAGUUACAGAUCUUGAAAACUUGAUUGCUGACAAGCAAAACAGUUUUCCUUUAAGUCUGUCAGGAGACUACAGUCUGAUACAGUCUGCCUCUAUUCUACUUUCUUUGUCUUCUUUCUUUAUGGGCUUUUAUUGCUGAUGUAAUUGAUAAUAACCACUUUUCUGCUUUCUUCUUUUAUUUUAUCACAGUGAGUGCACCAGUAAUUCCAAAAAUGGAAUGGAGACACACUGGGAGGAUCUUGCCUUUUUGGAUUCUAGAAUGAUUUGAGAUCCGACGGUUCUGGGAAGUUGGUGAUUCUCUGCUCUCUUGGUGUUUUCUCUUCUUUUACCUGCCUGGUUGGAGUGUGAAGACGUGGAUGUCAUAUUAUAGUCUAGUCUGAACCACACCCAUCCUGAGGACUGAGGUAAGCAAACACAACCUACCUGGCAUGCUGCUACCUCCUACCUUCCUGGGUUUGCCUGUUUGUGUGUCUAUAGACACUCUGGAUUGGAUUGGUUUUCCUUGUGUGUGUGUGUGUGUGUGUGUACUGUAGUCUCAAAGACUGCUUGUCAGCACUUUGUGUGUGUCUGCCUGUCUGUCUGUGACUCUGCUCUCUGUCUGCAUUAUCAUCUCCUCGCCUCCUCUCCAUCUCAUGGUCGGCCCUUCACCAACUACAGACCCUCCUGUCCUGUCCCGUCCAGGUUCCAGUCAACAUGAUGGAGCCCCUGGUGGACCGGCCCGGGCCCCAGAUUGGAAGGUCCUCUCUGGGGGAGAGACUGGCCUCCUGCUGCUCCUACAGAACCCUCCAGGCCUGGCUCCCCAUCCUCACCUGGCUACCCAAGUAGGUGUCCCACCCUCAUCUCUUUCUCUGGUGAUGAGGGACAAAUAAUAAUAUAAUAAUAAGCCAUUUAGCAGAUGCUUUUAUCCAAAGCGACUUAGUCAUGUGUGCAUACAUUUUUUUACGUAUGGGUGGUCCCAGGGAUCGAACCCACUACCCGGGCGUUACAAGAGCCGUGCUCUACCAAUUGAGCUACAGAGGACAAAGGCUGCCCAGCUAGCACAUAACGUUCUGAGAACCAUGUUUCUUAGGUGAAAAUGUCAGUACUUCAGCAUUACGUUUUCUACAGGUUUCCUCAUGGAUCUAUUUAAUGUCAUGUUCUCAGAACGUUCCGAGAACAUAAAGAAACAACGUUCUUCUGUGAGAAUUUCAGUACUUCAGCAUAAUGUUUUCUGCAGGUUUCCUCAUGGUUCUAUUUGAAGUCAUGUUCUCAGAACAUUAAGAAAACCUUCUAUAAUAACCACAAGAAAACAUUAGUAAAGUUCAAAGAACGUUCUAAGAAUGUUAUUUAACCUCUACGGGAUCGGUGUCCCGUAUACGGGACGGUUGAGCUAACUUGCGCUUAUGUGAUUAGCAUGACUGUUGUAAGUAACAGCAAACUUUCCAGGACAUAGACAUGUCUUAUGUGGGCAGAAAGCUUAAAUUCUUGUUAAUCUAACUGCACUGUCCAAUUUACAGUAGCUAUUAGAGUGAAAAAAUACCAUGCUAUUGUUUGAGGAGAGUGCACAACAACAAAAAACGUAUCACGGCAACUGGUUUGAUACAUUCACCUCUGAAGGUAAAUAAUGUACUUACAUUCAGUAAUCUUGCUCUGAUUUGUCAUCCUAAGGGUCCCAGAGAUAAGAUGUAGCAUAGUUUUGUUUGAUUAAAUCAAUUUUUAUAUUCAAAUGUAGGAACUGGGUUCUACAGUUUGAACCCCUGGUGUCUCUGGCUCCACACCCACCCUGCCCGGCCAUCUAGAUGUGUGAAAGUUAGUGUAUAAGCAAAUUAUCCAUCAUGUAUGACAUUCCUGGGAGUGUGUAAACGUACAUUUUGUAUUACCAUAUCAUUGUUGUAUGUUCGCUAUAGUUAUGUACUUGAAAAUGUAUCAAUUGACCAAUUCGGCACAUUUGGGCAGAAUUAAUACAAAAUAGUCCAGUAUUGCAAUGCUUCACUGGAUCAAUCUGAAACUUUGCGCACACUCUGCUGCCAUCUAGUGGCAUUGCGCCUAAACUGCAAUAUUAUAUUGUGGUCUUUCUCUUGCAUUUCAAAGAUGAAGGAACAAAAAAUAAUAACAGAAAACACGUUUUUUUGUUUGUAUGAUCUUUUACCAGAUCUAAUGUGUUAUAUUCUCCUACAUUAAUUUCAAAUUUCCACAAACUUCAAAGUGUUUCCUUUCAAAUGGUAUCAAGAAUAUGCAUAUCCUUGCUUCAGGUCCUGAGCUACAGGCCGUUAGAUUUGGGUAUGUCAUUUUAGACGAAAAUUGAAAAAAAGGGUCCGAUCCUUAAGAGUUAAAAAACAUAUACAUUCCAUUCUCAGCGUCAACAAAACUCUCUAUCCUUUAUCUUGUUGCGUGUGUUCAGUUGUGUUGGCCGCGCCCACUAAUUGGCCACACUUGAUCUUAAUGAGUGGUUGAUUACUUUGAUAUGGGGUCUGUUUGAAUAUACUAAAAUGAACAGCUUUGUAUGAGUUAAAACAACAUGGCAUGCUAGCUCCAUCCUGGUGGUGCAGUGGACUAAUUCCAUGGAUAGAGAACAGAAUAUCAUAGAUUCGAAUCUCACUGAUGCCUUGCCACAAUAAAAAAUAAAUGUGUUUGCAUGAUUGAUGCCUAAGCAGAUGAAUUUCCAUGGCCUAUCUGUGCUUGGAGUUCAAAACAGUUAACCCAAACUAAGCUAGCAGUGUUAUUAAAAGUCUUUGAAACAUGUUCUCAGAACGUUAUUUAUUAACCUUCAAAUAACCAAUACUUUUCGUUAUCAGAACGUUAAUAAAACCUCAAAGAAAACUUUCAGGGAACCAUAGUAAAACGUUCUCAGAAUCCUCCUGCAACCAAAAAAUGAAUGUUCCCAGAACAGGCUAAAUUUUCACUUCCAUUCUCAGAACUUUAAAAAAACCAAAUGUGCUAGUUGGGUACACACCAAAUUGCACCCUAUUCCCUAUGUAGUGAACUACUUUUGACCAGGUCCCAGGGCUAUAGGGUGCCAUUUGUGGACGCAGCCUCUGUCUCUGUCUCUGUCUCUCUCUUUCUCUCUCCCGUAUCCCCCCCCCCCCUCACCCACUGACUGGGUUAGCCCACCAAGCUAAAUCCUUGGGGAGCUAACACAAGUAUUUCUGUAUUUUCUCCACCUCCAGGUACAGGCUGAGCUGGCUCCAGAUGGACCUGAUAGCAGGUCUCACCGUGGGACUAACCACCGUACCACAGGCCCUGGCUUAUGCUGAGGUGGCCGGCCUACCUGUACAGGUGAGAGGGAGGGGCCGGGGGCGGGGUUUAUCUGUACAGGUGAGAGGGAGCGGCCAGGAGUGGGGGUUUAUCUGUACAGGUGAGAGGGAGGGGCCGGGGGCGGGGUUUAUUUGUACAGUUGAGAGGGAAGGGCUGGGGGCGGGGUUUAUCUGUACAGUUGAGAGGGAAGGGCUGGGGGCGGGGUUUAUCUGUGCAGUUGAGAGGGAGACGUCAGGGUUAAAUAGUUAGGCCUACCUGUACCGGUGAGUGGUAGUAGAAGUACCAGCUAUAUCUCUUGGACAAGGCCUCUCUAGCCAGAAGGCAUAGGAUCCCAUUUUAGUGUUGUAUUGCUAUACCUUUGACACACGUACGUUGUUUCAUUUUCCAUCCCCUCACAGUAAGCAUAGUUGAGUGUUGAACAUGUUAUCAGAUCCUAUACAGUAGCUUUAUAGACCUCAGGCUGCAUCCCAAAUGGCACCCUAUUCCCUAUAUAGUGUACUACUUUUGACCGCAGCCCUAUGGGGGAAUAGUUUAGGGAAUAGGGUGUCAUUUGGGACACAGUUAAUAGGCCUGAGUGUCUAUAGACCAUAGUCAUCAAUCCUCUCAUGUUUCAGUACACUACAGCCUUACCAAGGGGAUUAUAUGACCUUACACUCUUCUCCGUCCAUUUUCUCCUACAAACCCCCUCACUUCUCCUCUACUCUCUUUCUUUUUGUCUCCUAUCCAUCACUCUCUCUCUCUCUCUCUCUCUCUCUCUCUCUCUCUCUCUCUCUCUCUCUCUCUCUCUCUCUCUCUCUCUCUCUCUCUCUUUCCUCCUCCUCUCUCUCUCUCUCUCUCUCUCUCUCUCUCUCUCUCUCUCUCUCUCUCUCUCUCCUUUUAAAUCAAAUUAUCCCCCUCUUUACAGUACGGCCUGUACUCAGCCUUCAUGGGUGGGUUCAUCUAUACGGUGCUGGGAACCUCCAAGGAUGUAACCCUGGGUCCUACUGCCAUCAUGUCCCUGCUGUGUGCCUCCUACGUGGGGGGAGACCCGGUCCGAGCCGUCCUCCUCAGCCUGCUCUGUGGAACCAUACAGACCGCCAUGGCUCUACUACGUUUGGGUAGGGGAGAAAUAAUAGUUCAAGUCGUAGAUUGUUUUCAUAGUUAUGGUUCUAGAUCACUUCUGUUUCUAGAUCACCCUCAUAGUUCUGGGUCUAGAUCAACCUCAUAGUUCUGGGUCUAGAUCAACCUCAUAGUUCUGGGUCUAGAUCAACCUCAUAGUUCUGGUUCUAGAUCACCCUCAUAGUUCAGGUUCUAGAUCACCCUCACAGUUCUGGUUCUAGAUCACCCUCAUAGUUCUGGUUUGACAUCACCCUCGUAAUCCUGGUUCUAGAUCACCCUUGUAGUUCUGGUUCUAGAUCACCCUCAUAGUUCUGGUUCUAGAUCACCCUCAUAGUUCAUAGUUCUGGUUGUAGAUCAUUCUUAUUGUUCUGGUUCUAGAUCAUCCUCAUAGUUCUGGUUCCAGAUCAUCCUCAUAGUUCUGGUUCCAGAUCAUCCUCAUAGUUCUGGUUCUAGAUCAUCCUCAUAGUUCUGGUUCUAGAUCACUCAUAGUUUUGGUUUUAGAUCACUCAUAGUGUUGGUUCUAGAUCACCCUUAUAGUUCUGGUUCUAGAUCACCCUUAUAGUUCUGGUUCUAGAUCAUCCUCAAAGUUCUGUUUCUCGAUCAUCCUCAUAGUUCUGGUUCUAGAUCAUUUCUGGUUCUAAAUCCCCAUUGAUCGUUCUGGUUCUAGAUCACUUUCAUAGUUCUGGUUCUACAGGGUUCCUUCUGGACUUCAUCUCCUUUCCGGUGAUCAAAGGCUUCACCUGUGCUGCCGCGGUAACCAUAGGCUUCGGUCAAGUCAAGGUGAGACACACACACACACACACACUAUCCCUGUGUGAGGACAAUGUUAAUCCAGUGUUGUUGUGUCUCCAGAAUGUGCUGGGACUGAAGGACAUACCUCAUGAGUUCUUCCUGCAAGUCUACUACACCUUCUACAGGAUACCUGAGGCCAGGUAGAGUAGAGGACAGGUCUACUAACCUUCUACAGGAUACCUGAGACCAGGUAGAGUAGAGGACAGGUCUACUAACCUUCUACAGGAUACCUGAGACCAGGUAGAGUAGAGGACAGGUCUACUAACCUUCUACAGGAUACCUGAGGCCAGGUAGAGUAGAGGACAGGUCUACUAACCUUCUACAGGAUACCUGAGGCCAGGUAGAGUAGAGGACAGGUCUACUAACCUUCUACAGGAUACCUGAGACCAGGUAGAGUAGAGGACAGGUCUACUAACCUUCUACAGGAUACCUGAGACCAGGUAGAGUAGGCCUACAGUAGGCUGCACCUGUGUGUGUGUGUGUGUGUGUGUGUGUGUGUAAUAUCGUUGUGAUGUGUGUGUGUGUGUGUGUGUAGGAUAGGAGACGUGGUUCUAGGUCUGCUGUGUCUGUGUCUGUUGGUGAUGUUGACGUGGAUGAAGAGUACCUUAGAACCCCCGUCAGAACAGGACACCACCCUCACCAGGGCCGCUCACGGUCUGGUCUGGAGCAUCGCUACCGGUCAGUACCUGGGUGUGUGUGUGUGUGUGUGUGUGCGUGUGUGUGGAGGGUGUGUGUGUGUGUGUGUGUGUGUGUGUGUGUGUGUGGAGGGGUGUGUGUGUGUGUGUGUGUGGAGGGGUGUGUGUGUGUGUGUGUGUGUGUGGAGGGGUGUGUGUGUGUGUGUGUGUGUGUGUGUGUGGAGGUGUGUGUGUGUAUAAUGUGUGUGUCUCCCCACCUCAGUGCGUAAUGCGUUGGUCGUAGUGGCGGCGUCCUUGGUGGCGUUCUCGUGGAACGCGUUUGGCUCGCCAGUCUUCACCAUCACUGGGAAAACGUCCCAGGGCCUGCCGCCGUUCAGAGCCCCUCCCCUCUCCGAGACCACGCCCAACGGUACCGUCAUCAGCUUCGGAGAGCUCGUAGAUGUGAGUGACAGGGGGGAAAGACCAAUAGGGAUACAGAGUGGGUGAGUGACAGGGGGGACAGACCAAUAGGGAUACAGAGUGGGUGAGUGACAGGGGGACAGACCAAUAGGGAUACAGCGUGGGGUGAGUGACAGGGGGACAGACCAAUAGGGAUACAGAGUGGGGGAAUGACGGGAUGGACCAAUUUGGAUACAGAGUUGACACUGGAGAGUGGGGGAGUGACAGGGGGACAGACCAAUAGGGAUACAGAGUAGGUGAGUGACAGGGGGACAGACCAAUAGGGAUACAGAGUUGGGGAGUGACAGGGGGACAGACCAAUAGGGAUACAGAGUUGACACUGAAGAGUGGGUUUCAACCAAUUAUAUUACGGAAUUUAGUUGUUAUCACCGUUGUGGAGCGUGAGCUGAACCAAUGAUAUUACAGUAUUGAGUUGUAACAGUGUUGAGUUGUCACAGUAUUGAGUUAUCCAAUUAGGUUUCAGUGAAAAGUAACAAGUAGCUAUUACAGCAAAGGUCCCCAGGGCAGUAUGCUAAGACAAUCAGGGAACAGUAAUUAGCCAUUAGAACCCUGCUGUCCAAUCACAUCUCAGAUAUGAGUGAUUGAAAACCCCUUCUGACCAAUCCCGUGGCAGGAUUUUGGAGGAGGGCUGGCUGUCAUCCCCUUCAUGGGACUACUGGAGAGCAUUGCCAUCGCUAAAGCCUUCGGUGAGAGCCUUCGGUGUGUGUGUGUGUUUGUGCCAUGUUACUAGUGUGCUCUUUCUGUUAAAUGGUUAUUUGUUAUUUAUUUGACCAGAGAAGUCACAUUGAGGAUGGAAUAUCAAAAAAAUAAUCUGUAUAUUUAACUUAUUUGCAUAAUUAUUCUGUUUCUCUAUCUUCUUCGCUGUUAAGCGAGUUUAAAUGCACUUUGAAUAAAGUUUGAUUUGAUUUGAAUCCCCAGCCAGUCAGAAUGACUAUAGGAUCAAUGCAAACCAGGAACUGUUUGCUAUUGGUCUAACCAACAUCAUGGGAUCCUUCGUCUCAGCCUAUCCGGUCACUGGAAGUUUCGGAAGGUGCGUGUGCAUUAGUGUUGUCACGACAACAGUAUCAUGAUACUAGGAAAUAAAGAAGCAAAGGAAAUAAAACAUAUAGCGGACUGAAGCUCUUGAAACAGUCCUAAUGUUGGAAACAAACACCCAGAAUCCCAUUUGUUUCUUUAGCAAGUUAUACCACACAAUAUGUUACAAAAGGAGGUUUUAAAGGAGUUUAGUCUGCUUCCUGUUUUAUUUUUUGCCAUGGAAUAUCUGGUAUCGGAGUGUCGCGAUACUGGCAUCGUGACAACACUAAUGUGCGUGUGUGGUAUUAUAAAAUGUGUCUGUUUCCUGUGUAUUCUGUGUGUUUGUGUGUGUGUGUGUGUGUUAUACACACUAAUGUAUAAUCUGUUCAGGACUGCAGUGAACUCACAGACAGGGGUGUGUACACCAGCCGGAGGCAUAGUCACUGGUAAGACAUCAUUUCCUACAAAUCUCUCUCCCUCCCAUUUCUCUCUCUCUCUCGUUAUCGCUCUCGCUCCUAUCCAUCUCUCUGUCUCUCUCUGUACUGCGAUGUUGUUGUAGUAUUGUACAAUACUACACGACGUGGAUGGUAGCUGACGGGAGAGGACGUGUUUUUCUCUGGCUGGAGGUAAGUAGGUAAGUAGGUAAGUAGGGGUAAGCUACAUGUAGUGUUGAGUAAAGCUUAACCAUGUAUUAGAUCGUAGGUAGGUAGUUAGCUGUAGUUAGGUAUUGUAUUUAUUGUAGGUUAGUAUUAUUGUUGUUAUUGUAGCUUUCCGUGGGUAAUUUGUGGGUUAGUUUCGAGGCAUGAGGCUAGCUAGCUAGCGGGUAGCUAUUGGUAACGAUUAGCAACGCUGGAGAGCUGGUUCCAACGUUUAAUUAUUAUUAUUAUUAUUAUUAUUAUUUUUUUUUUUUGCUGCGUUGUGAAGGGAACUCGACACGGACUUGAAUUGUCUGUUUGGUGUGCUGACACACUCUUGGCAGUUUGUUGUGGCCAGGUGUUGAUGCUAAGUUGUGUGUUAAUGGAUGCUAGCUUGCAGGUUGGCUACGGCGUCAUAGCUAGGCAUCGUGGGUUGUUGUGGGUAGUUACUGUGUCUUGGCAGUGUCCUCGGCCGUGCCAGCUGUAGCACGAAGCUAGCUAGCUAGCCGUUCUUCAAACAGAGUCGACACAGUGGCCAUUGCUAGCUACCCAACAUGACCAUUUGGCUGUACUGUAGUAGCUAACCACAAUUUACUUGUCCUAGCUAGCCAACGUCUAAUCAUUGCUGCGUCAUAUAAGGAACUUGACACAGACACGAAUGAUCUGUUUAGUGUGAUAUCACAAUAUUGGUGGUUUGUUGUGACCAAGUGUUGGCGCUAAACGGUGUGUUAUUGUUAUUGGAUGCUAGUCUGCUAGUUGGCUAUGGAGUCAUAGUAGGCUAGCUGAACAAAGUGGGUUGAGUCUACUCCUUUAAACAUUGAACCGCUGUGGUUCACAACAAUUCUGAUUUCCAAAGGCGGAAGUUGGGAGAGUUUUUGUUCGGGUGGUUCAGUGAAACAAUUUUAGUUUCCGAGCUAGAAGAUUUGGUGAGGGAGGCCCUGCUCUCUCCACUCCCAGAUGCUUAGCCCAUUUCAUUCCGAUCUCCUCUGCAUUUUUGUAGCCAUUUGCUACAGCCUGUCAACUAUGCCUCUGCCUAUCCCUGUUCUCUCCUCUCUGCACAGGCUACACAAACGCACCACACCGCGUGGCUGCUGCCUCUCCAAUUUGGUGGUCCCUGCACGCACCACCCACGUGGAGUUCCAGGUCGCAGGCAGCCUCUGGAACUGCCGUUCUGCUGCCAACAAAGCUGACUUCAUCCCAGCCUAUGCCAACCUCCAGUCCCUCGACUUCCUGGCGCUGACGGAAACAUGGAUCACCACUGAAAACACCGCUACUCCUACUGCUCUCUCCUCGUCUGACCAUGUGUUCUCGCAUACCCCGAGAGCAUCUGGUCAGAGGGGUGGUGGUACAGGAAUCCUCAUCUCUCCCAAGUGGACAUUCUCAAUUUUUCCCCUAACCCAUCUGUCUAUCUCCUCAUUUGAAUUCCAUGCUGUCACAGUCACUAGCCCAUUUAAGCUUAAUAUCCUUGUCAUCUAUCGCCCUCCAGGUUCCCUUGGAGAGUUCAUCAAUGAGCUUGACGCCUUGAUAAGUUCCUUCCCUGAGGAUGGCUCACCCCUCACAGUUUUGGGGGAUUUCAACCUCCCUAUGUCCACAUUUGACUCAUUUCUCUCUGCCUCCUUCUUUCCACUCCUCUCCUCUUUUGACCUCACCCUCUCACCGUCCCCCCCUACUCACAAGGCAGGCAAUACGCUUGACCUCAUCUUCACUAGAUGCUGCUCCUCUACUAAUCUCACUGCAACUCCCCUCCAAGUCUCCGACCACUACUUUGUUUCCUUUUCUCUCUCACUCUCCUCCCACACUACUCACUCUGCCCCUACACAGAUGGUAAUGCGCCGCCGCAACCUUCGCUCUCUCUCUCCCACUACUCUCUCCUCUUCCAUCCUAUCAUCUCUUCCCUCUGCUCAAUCCUUCUCCCUCCAAUCUCCUGAUUCUGCCUCCUCAACCCUCCUCUCCUCCCUUUCUGCAUCCUUUGACUCUCUGUGUCCCCUAUCCUCACGGCCGGCUCGGUCCUCCCCUCCAGCUCCGUGGCUUGAUGACUCAUUGCGAGCUCACAGAACAGAGCUCCGGGCAGCGGAGCGGAAAUGGAAGAAAACUAAAUCCCCUGCCGACCUGGCAUCUUUUCACUCCCUCCUCUCUACAUUUUCUUCAUCUGUUUCUGCUGCUAAGGCCACCUUCUACCACUCUAAAUUCCAAGCAUCUGCCUCUAACCCUAGGAAGCUCUUUGCCACAUUUUCCUCCCUCCUGAAUCCUCCUCCCCCCCUCCUCUCUCUCUGUGGAUGACUUCGUCAACCACUUUGAAAAGAAGGUUGACGACAUCCGAUCCUUGUUUGUUAAGCCUAAUGACACUGCUGGUCCUGCUCACACUGCCCUACCCUAUGCUUUGACUUCUUUCUCCCCUCUCUCUCCAGAUAAGAUCCUGCGACUUGUGACUGCAGGCCGCCCAACAACCUGCCCGCUUGACCCCAUCCCCUCCUCCCUUCUCCAGACCAUCUCCGGUGACCUUCUCCCCUACCUCACCUCGCUGAUCAACUCAUCCUUGACCGCUGGCCAUGUCCCUUCCGUCUUCAAGAGAGCGAGAGUUACUCCCCUUCUCAAAAAACCAACACUCGACCCCACUGAUGUCAACAACUACAGACCAGUAUCCCUUCUUUCUUUUCUUUCCAAAACUAUUGAGCGUGCCGUCUUUAGCCAACUCUCUUGCUAUCUCUCUCAGAAUGACCUUCUUGAUCCAAACCAAUCAGGUUUCAGGACUGGUCAUUCAACUGAGACUGCUCUUCUCUGUGUCACAGAGACUCUCCGCACUGCUAAAGCUAACUCUCUCUCCUCUGCUCUUGUCCUUCUAGAUCUGUCUGCUGCCUUUGAUACUGUGAACCAUCAGAUCCUCCUCUCCACCCUCUCCGAAAUGGGCAUCUCCGGCGCGGCUCACUCCUGGAUUGCGUCCUACCUGACCGGUCGCUCCUACCAAGUGGCGUGGCGGGAAGCUGUCUCCGCACCACGUGCUCUCACCACUGGUGUCCCCCAGGGAUCGGUUUUGGGCCCUCUCCUUUUCUCCCUAUACACCAAGUCACUUGGCUCUGUCAUAUCCUCACAUGGCCUUUCCUAUCAUUGCUACGCUGACGAUACACAACUAAUCUUCUCCUUUCCCCCUUCUGAUCACCAGGUGGCGAAUCGCAUCUCUGCAUGUCUGGCAGACAUAUCAGUAUGGAUGACGGAUCACCACCUCAAGCUGAACCCUGGCAAGACGGAGCUGCUCCUCCUCCCCGGGAAGGACUGCCCGUUCCAUGAUCUCGCCAUCACGGUAGACAACUCCGCUGUGUCCUCCUCCCAGAGUGCGAAGAGCCUAGGCGUGACCCUGGACAACACCCUGUCGUUCUCCGCCAACAUCAAGGCGGUGACCCGCUCCUGCAGGUUCAUGCUCUACAACAUUCGGAGAGUGCGACCCUGCCUUACACAGGAAGCGGCGCAGGUCCUGGUCCAGGCACUUGUCAUCUCCCGUCUGGACUACUGCAACUCGCUGUUGGCUGGGCUCCCUGCCUGUGCCAUUAAACCCCUACAACUCAUCCAGAAUGCCGCAGCCCGUCUGGUGUUCAACCUUCCCAAGUUCUCUCACGUCACCCCCCUCCUCCGCACACUCCACUGGCUUCCAAUUGAAGCUCGCAUCCGCUACAAGACCAUGGUGCUUGCCUUUGGAGCAGUGAGGGGAACGGCACCCCUGUACCUUCAGGCUCUGAUCAGUCCCUACACCCAAACGAGGACAUUGCGUUCAUCCACCUCUGGCCUGCUGGCUCCCCUUCCUCUGCGGAAGCACAGCUCCCCCUCAGCCCAGUCAAAACUGUUCGCUGCUCUGGCACCCCAAUGGUGGAACAAGCUCCCUCACGACGCCAGGACAGCGGAGUCACUCACCACCUUCCGGAGACAUUUGAAACCCCACCUCUUUAAGGAAUACCUGGGAUAGGCUAAAUUAUUCCUUCUCCCCCCCCCCCCCCCCCCCCCCCAAAUUGUAAAGUGGUUAUCCCACUGGCUAUAGGGUGAACGCACCAAUUUGUGAGUCGCUCUGGCUAAGAGCGUCUGCUAAAUGACGUUAAUGUGCCCUUGAGCAAGGCACUUAACCCUAAUUGCUCCUGUAAGUCGCUCUGGUUAAGAGCGUCUGCUAAAUGACUAAAAUGUAAAAUGUAAAUGUAAUGUAAAUGUGUUUACUGUAUAAUACUGCAGUAUAAUGUAAUUAUUGUGUGGUGUUUGUCACCCCCUGGUGUUGAGGUGUGGUAGUGUAUUGUGUAGUAGUUAGUAUACUGUAAUGAAUGUGUGGUGUCUGUCUGGUGUUGAGGUGUGGUAGUUAGUAUACUGUAAUGAAUGUGUGGUAUCUGUCUGGUGUUGAGGUCUGGUGGUGCUGUUGUCCCUGGCCUUCCUGAUGCCAGCAUUCUACUACAUCCCUAAAGCCUCUCUGGCAGCAGUCAUCAUCUGUGCUGUGGCUCCCAUGGUCGACUACCGUGUUGUCAUACAGUUCUGGAGGACACGCAGUGAGUAGUGUGUGUGUGUGUGUUUUAAAUCUGUGUAUGUGUUUGUGUGUGUUUCAAAUCUGUGUAAAUGUGUGUGUGUGUCUCAGAGCUUGACCUGGUGCCGUUCCUGACCACCUUCCUGUUGAGUUUCUGGGAGGUGCAGUACGGCAUUGUGGGAGGUGUAGUUGUUUCUGGAGUCAUGCUGCUCUACAAUGUAGCCAGGCCUAGCAUAAAGGUACUGUGUGUGUGUGUGUGUGUGUAUAAUACUAUGGGCUGCGUGUGUCUAUGUGUGUGUGUGUAUAAUACUACGGGCUCGGUGUGUGUGUGUGUGUGUAAUACUACGGGCUGUGUGUGUGUGUGUGUGUGUGUGUGUGUGUGUGUAUAAUACUAUGGGCUGCGUGUGUCUGUGUGUGUGUGUGUGUGUGUGUGUGUAUAAUACUACGGGCUGCGUGUGUCUGUGUGUGUGUGUGUAUAAUACUACGGGCUCUGUGUGUGUGUGUGUGUAUAAUACUACGGGCUGCGUGUGUGUGUGUAACAUGUGUGUGUCUCUCUGUGUGUACAGGUGUCUGAUCAUGGUGUUCUGGUGAUGGAGUAGAUAGUGGUCUCAGUUUCCCCUCCAAGGACAUCAACAUGUAUUACAUCAGGCACUACAGGGUAAGAGGUGGGGUGUGGUGAUGUUUUUUGGAAGCGUAUGUUGGAACUUUUGUGGGAUGAAAUCGUUUCCUAGGGAGCUAAUCUGCCCCCUUUGGGCUUCUUACCAUUCUCCCCAAUUUUCCUUCCCCCUUUCCUCUCACCCUCUUAUUCCUCAGCUCUACCCUGGGUUUCAGUGGGCUGGAUGUAUCAUGUCAAUAGGAGACUAACAGUGUAAAGAGCUCGGGGACCGUACGAAUUUAAAAAUAGGGGGGGUUUGGCUCAUCUUUUGGGGACUGCAGUAGAAAAUGGGAUGUGGUUUCUGGGCCUGCAGGUUAGAUUGGUGAACCAAUGAUGAAGAAUAGACUGAUGGACUGGCGUCUCUCUUCAUUCCCCCUGUCGUGUUCGCCCCCUGCAUCUCAAGUUUGCGGAGCGAGGAGAGCGCGCUCGGCGUAAGAACGGGGGGAGAGUCGGGGGGGACGAGAGGCGAGAGAGGAGCAGGGAGGGGGGAGCGAGAGGGGCGAGAGGGCGGCGAUGGGGAGGGAGAGGGAGGGAGGCGAGACGAGGGAGAGGAGGAGGGAGAGCGAGAGGAGGAGGAGAGGGGGAGAGAGAGGGAGAGAGGAGGAGCGCGCCGAGAGGCAAGAGGGAGAGAGGCGGGGAGCGGGCGCGAGAGCAAAGGGGUAGGGGAAGGUAGAGGGAGGGGGCAGCUAGAGCAGAGGAGAGUAGGGAGCGAGAGGGGGGAGGCGAGCAAGAAAGGAGGGAGAGAGAGGGAAGGGCGGGCGACGAGACGGCAUGAUGCUUCGUCCUCUCCUCUUCUCUAGCGAGUAGCUAGGGUUUUCUAUUACUUAAUCGCGUAUCUCUGAUUUCACUUUUUAUUUUCUCUCUUUUUCUUCCCCCUCUUCAGUAUCGGUUCUUGAGGUCUGUUGGCAGCAGACCUGCCGGGUUUAGACACACCGCCAGUGUGGAGGGGCACAACAUCUAUUGGGUAACCAUCAGUGACUGA
Messenger RNA from Coregonus sp. 'balchen', 15589 nucleotides. Lineage: Eukaryota; Metazoa; Chordata; Actinopteri; Salmoniformes; Salmonidae. The record is from the annotation of a GenBank genome assembly.